Debaryomyces tyrocola is the source of this 2157-nucleotide messenger RNA. The record is from the annotation of a GenBank genome assembly. Lineage: Eukaryota; Fungi; Ascomycota; Pichiomycetes; Serinales; Debaryomycetaceae.
AUGUCGCAGUAUUAUAUUGGGCGCGAAGAAAUAUACGCCAUAGGACAGCGUCUUUAUAAAAAUUUCAGUAUUGGCACGUUGGAGCAUUCGCAUAUGUUGUAUGAUGCAUGUAAUUCUGUGAGUGAUAUAUUGGUAGUUAGUCCCACGGGGUCGGGGAAGAGCAAUGCAUUCAAAUUUCCAAUUUUGGCGGAAAAAAAGCUAAAUCUUCCGUUCGUUAGCUUCAUUAUAAGUCCAUUUAUCGGUUUGCUUGAGGAUAUGAAAGAAAAGUUUUCUGAUUUGCAAGAGCUAGCAGUAGAGAUUUUUGACUCUGAAAAGGAAUAUGAGUAUUAUACUACGUGCGACGUUAUCAUCGUUCAGUUGGAAAAAGUGAAGGAGGCAGAGGGUCUAGUGCGGUAUUUGCAUCUGGAAAAAGUCUUCAAAUAUAUCAGACGGUUGGUUUUAGACGAGGCGCAUAUUAUAAUGGAGCAUAGACCAUUUCGUGCGGCGAGCAUCAUGAAAAUCGUAGAGAUUUUUGGAAAUGAUAUCCCCAAGCUAUUUCUUUCUGCAACUUUUCCCAGACUGUUUGAAUCCAGAAUAUGCAGAAUGUUUGAAAUAAAGGAUUGGAGAGUUCAUCGUGGGGAGACGAUCCGUAGGAAUAUCGGCCAUAUUGUUGUGCAUGAUAUGUUUGAUGUGACGAGGGCGGUGAAGCAGAUAUACGAAUCCGAAAUAAAACCCAACCAAACGAAAGGAAUUGUGUUUGUAUAUAAACGUAAGUUGGGGAUAGAGUUGGCUCAGGAUUUGAAGUGGUUGUUAUUCCAUGGAAAUAUGUUGUCAGAAGAAAAGGGCAAGGCGUAUAGGGAAUUUGCCAAGCUCGAAGAAGGUAUGAUAAUUGCAACGUCUGCGUUUAGUCACGGAGUAGAUUUAAGAGGAAUCAGCCAUGUAAUAACGGUCGGCCAAAUUAUUAAUAUUAUGGAUUUCCAGCAAGUAGUGGGUCGUAUGUGGCGGGGCGAGCCAGAUAAGAUUGGCCGAUCAUAUAUUUUGUUGCUGCCGGGCAAGAAGCAUGAGUCUAUAACGCCAUCAGUAUGUGUUAAUGGAGCUUUGUCUAGUCAUUUAGAUGGAAAAGAAGAGGAGAAUUGUAGGUCCCUAGGUUGUGUAAGCUGUUCUGUAUGUGAUGAGUCCAAAAGAAUCGAUGUUGGUGCUUUCACCCACGAUUCAUUAAAUUCAGAUGAAGAAAUGGAAGUCGAAGUGAUAGAAGUUGAGNAUUCCGGGGCUGAAUUAUCUGAAUUGCAAGUGAACUUUCGAGAGUGCCAGUUUAAUAUCCUCAAAUUAUAUGGAUUGAUGCCUAAAAAAGAGCAGGUUGCCGAUUCAUUAGGAGUGUAUACCAAUGUAUUCUUCUCGACGGUCAUCAAUCAUGGCCUUAUUAUAGAUUCAGCAGUUUGCCAUGGUUGUCUAUUAUCUAAUUUUCAUGCUCAUAGACUAGAACCGAGCCAUAAAUCGCUGAAAUCUAUUCAGUGUUCGUUGACGCCGCUUCUUCAUGCCUUUGUCAUAUUUGUUCUAUGCGAGAAUGAUAAUGGAAAGGCCCAUUUGGAAAGCAUGAUGAUGUCACCCAAUCUCAGUAGCAUUGUGAUCAGAGGAUUUGAAGAUCUUAUCUUAGAUCUGGGUGGAAAGUAUGCAAAUAUGGCCAGAAGCUUGAUGAGUGGUUCAGCUAUUGAAAGAAAUCAUUUGAAAUUUAGUUGGGAGAAAGUGCGUAAGGCCAGUGCUUAUUUAAAGAAUCCUUCAGCUGAUGAGGUCCAAUUAGUUUACGGAUCAAAUGAGGCGGUGUCCGAGCUUAGUAGAGUCACGCUUGACGCAUUGGAAAUAGCAUGCCGAUUUCGGUUUAAAUCUAUAAAUGGGGAUAAGGUGCGUGGUUUCUGUUAUGGAUGCUGGGGUCGGGNGUUUCAUGAAGAUCCAAAUGAUUGUCAUAGAGGAUUAAUGGCAAGAAUAUUAAUUCAUUCUUAUUAUGAAGAGUUGCUGUUGAAAAAGUAUUGUAUUGAGAGAUGCUUAAGGCUUGAGUAUCCUAGUGUAUGCCAUCUAGUGGAUCUUAUGGCUUUCCGGGAAGAAGAUAAUUUGCCGCUAUUCUAUGAUUAUGUAGAUUGGUUGUUGGGCCGAAUGGAGGAUAAGGGUGUAUUGUGUCUGUGA